Molecule: messenger RNA, 3392 nt
Organism: Strongylocentrotus purpuratus (purple sea urchin)
Lineage: Eukaryota; Metazoa; Echinodermata; Echinoidea; Camarodonta; Strongylocentrotidae
Gene: cdk5rap3
Product: CDK5 regulatory subunit-associated protein 3
Exons: 13
Coding region: 52-1560 (502 amino acids)
Biological process (GO): regulation of cyclin-dependent protein serine/threonine kinase activity; regulation of mitotic cell cycle
Cellular component (GO): endomembrane system
Source: RefSeq, a predicted model, not a curated record
CCUAGCUAUAUCUAGGGAUUCCGUGCACUGUUGUCAACAUAUGGUCCUAUCAUGCAGGGAACCAAGAAUGGAGAGUUGACGGCCAAACAAAUCGAAAAUCUACCGGUAGAUAUCAGCUCGAGUAAACUGCUUGACUGGCUGAUAGAUCGCAGGCAUGUAAAUCUGAAAUGGCAGUCUGCUGCCCUCGUCGUACGUGAGAAGAUUAAUCAUGCUAUCCAGGAUAUGCCAGAAGUGGAGGAGAUUAAAAAGCUCUUGGCUGGAACAUAUAUCAACUACUUUCAUUGCUUGAGGAUUGUUGCACUGCUGAAAGUUUCAGAAGAGAGUAGCAAGAAUAUGUUUGGUUACUAUUCAUCUCAGCGCAUGAAAGAUUGGCAGGAGAUUGUGAGGCUGUAUGAGAAAGACAAUAUCUAUCUUGCAGAAGCAGCUCACAUGCUAAUCAGAAACGUGGGAUUUGAAGUUCCAUCUCUGAAGAAACAGAUCGCAAAGUGCCAACAGCUACAAUCAGAAUGCUCUAAGAAAGAGAAGGACUAUGCAGAGAGUGCAAGCUCAGCUAGAGAUGAAUACAAACAAUCAUGCAAGCAGCUCGGUAUAAAGGGAGAAAAGAUCCGAUCAGAAUUGCUAGGACUGGUUUCAGAGCUCCCUCAGACGUACAGGUCAAUAGAAGAACAGGCUAGGAAACUGAGUGAGGUCGUCGAGUUUUAUCAGGCGUUUGUCCAGUUUGUCAGUGGAAGUGAUGAGGAAAGCAUUGGAGAUGUGUGUCCAUUGCUGAAGUUCCUUACGCAGCAUGGGAACACAAGGGUGUAUCAAUGGAGGACAGGGAAGGUACCAGACAGGGUUGAGGAGGUCAAACUAAGCUUCCUGGAAGAAGAGGAAGAAACCCAAGAAGAUGAGAUUGAUUUCAGUGGCAUUGAACUGGACACAGGAGAGAUAGACUUUGGUGAUUUAGGAAUUUCAAUAGAGAAUGAAGGUGCUGAAACUAUAGACUUCGAUAUAGAGAUUAAUGACAGUAUAACAACUGAAGGUGAGGAGGGUGUGGCUCGUGGUAAUGAUGCUCUAUGUCUGUUCGAGCACAUCCCAACUAGAAACCAGUUCAUCAAUGAAGUCCUAGAGCUACAAGCAUUUCUAGGGCAGCGCAAGGUAGAGAUGGAGGGAGAUACAGAUGUUCUUACCUUCAACCAGUUCCAAACAGCGCCCACUGUAGUCAAGACGAAGACACUCCAUUACAUCACCACCAUGCUGGCCCAGGUGGAUGAGAUCUACAACCGACUGACAGAGACGAGAAUGCAGCAUCUCUUCCUUCUCAUAGGAUCUCCAAAAUAUGUAGACAGACUGGCGGACUCUCUCAAGCAGAAGGUUUCCCUUGAAGAGAAGAUGUUAGCCUCAAGAGAAGCUGUGAAACAAAAACGAUUGGACUGUCUGGAAGACCAGACUAAGCUUGAGCCUAGGGUAGAUGCCUUGGUUGGACGAACAAGGGAGUUACAGAAACAGAUUGCAGGUGACAUUUCCAAGAGAUACAAGAACAGACCAGUCAAUCUUAUGGGUGCCAUCAACUCACUAUGACAGGAUCAAAAGUCUAGGUGUUUGUCAGAUUUAUUAAUAUUAUAUUUUUAUUCAUAUCAUCUCAUGAUCCAAAAUACAUGUAUGCUAUAAAUCAGCCAGGCAGCAUGCAUACCUCUAAGAGGUGCCUGGAUGAAAUCCAGAAUAAUUGUCAAAUCAAAAUGAAAAGCAAAUCACAUUCCCAAACAAUUUGUUGAGUAGGAACUAUAUAUUUUUGUUUACCAUGUAAUUUCUAUUGUUGCCCUUACUGAAGGAUAAGAUCAUAAAAGGAGGCUAAGUGGUAGAGCAGGGAUCUCAUAACACAGGUUUAAAACAUGUCAAUGAGCUAGUGCUCUUUGGAAGGCAUUACUAAAUCUGUGGUGUAGUGGUUCAAGCCAUAGAUCCACUCGUUGCUUGUCUACAAGCAUAUACGGUACCGUGGUAGGUCUUCUAAAGAAGUGUUAGCAACUUUCAUUAUAAUAAGGUCAUUUUACUAUUCCCAAUUUGUGUUUAUUAUUUGUAAGCCCUGGGUCCUGCCUGUUUUAUGAAGAGGCUUGAUUAAUCCGAGGUUAUUUCUGAAUUGUCGCAAGUAGUUUCUUUGCUCCUUAGUUUGUGGGUAAAAUUUGAGAAUUCAUCAAAGUUCAGGGCUCCAUCUUAUGAACAGUUGAUAUUGAUCGCAACUAUGUACAUACGAGAUAGGAGACUUCAAACUUGCGACUGAUAAGAAGUCUUGCAAUUGAUUUGGAUCAAUUACAGCUCUUUUUAAGACAGGGCCCAGGUAGAUCCUAUCCAAGUGCCAAUCAUCCUGGAUAAAUGACAUCAUGGGCGGGGUAGCUCAGGGCAAGCAAAGAAGUCAGAUCAGAUAUUUUUGUUUUAAUGGAAGUUUAGAGCCUAGCAGAACAAACGUACAACUUGUGUAGAGGCUGAAUUGAACCAAAGUUGCAUCAUUAUUUUUGUCACCAAAUGGGACUGGAGAUCUCAAUUCAUUCUAAAAAUGCCUCUAAUGUAUGUAUAAUUUGCACGUAUCCAUUCCAAAGUACAAGUAGGUUCUUCAUAUGCUAUUCAUGGUAUUAGUUUCCAAAUAAGAUUUGCCUCAUCAUCUAGAUGUGUUUUCAUGCUGUGUCAUUGGAGCUGAGUGUAGCAUGGCUUACAAUGGGACAGAGAUGAAUCUUAGACUGGUAAAUUUUUUAUCACUAGUUUUGAAAAGAGAAAAUCAAUAUCAGUGAGCAGCCACAUACCCAUAGGUAACCCUUAUCACACGCUAUAGUAAUUUGGGAAAAGGUCACCAGUUAUCAUUAGCGUAUUUGAUGAACUACUUUUUGAAAUACAGCAAAAGAUAUUCUUUUCCCUUUUCAACUUCCUAAGUAUAUCUGUUGCCUGUGAUUUCUCCAUCGAUAAUAUUAUGUUUUAUUUGUUCAAAUCUGCACAAGCAAUUUCAGUGAAAUUACAGUGAGCAUGCCAUUGUUAUCCAGGUUAUGUGCAAUAUAUUUCAAUUCCGAAUAGACCCCCUUGUUUCACUUUCGUUUUGAGAAUUCUCAAGAUUCAUCUCUGAUGGUCAUGUAUUGUUGUUGUUGAUGUUUUUUUCCAGUCCCUACGUAAUAGUGACAACUAUACCUUACAAUGAAAACACAAGGGAUGACCUUAUAGUUUUCUACCCACUUUCUCAUGUUCUGUGCUGUCAGAUAUGUAAGUUAUUCUGGUUCUGUAUAUACACAUGUAAAUGUGUUUCUGUUUCAUUCAGAUGUACGACUCGUACAUGGCAUACAUUGUCUUAGUGCUAAUGCUUCUGAGGCCUAUGUUCAUUCAUUUCUUCCAAUAUGAACAUAUGAAAUAAAUAUCUUUGUUGUAAAAUCAAA